AUGAGCUCCCUCUCACGCAAAUUCAACAUGGAUACCCAGCAACAGAACUUCUGGAAAGAGACCAUCAACAAGGAGAAGCUGCUAAGCCUGUGCUGGCUCCGCCGCUACCAGCCGGACCCCUGCAGACCCCCGCCCCGCAAGAGGGAGCGCAGGAAACUCUUCAGGCUGCCCAAGAUCGAGAACACGUCCGUGACAGUUUCCAUCCCCAACGACAUGCGUCCUGUCACCCCCCAAACACGUGCCCUGCUGUACGAUGGCUUCUCCAAAGAGGAGAAAGGCCGAUACCAGUACCUGAAGGCCCGGGUUAGCAAAGGCCCCGACGAGAAGUACGAAUACCCCUUCACCACAUCCUGGGACUACGGCUGGCGGCUCGGUGACAUGGUGAAGUACCAGACCCCGGCUCAUGGCCGCUCAGCAAUCAUCCAAGGAACAUUUUACCGCAAAAACGGCAUCUUCGCCUCUCAGGAAGCCACCGACGUGGUGGACUGA
Molecule: messenger RNA, 489 nt
Organism: Callorhinchus milii (elephant shark)
Lineage: Eukaryota; Metazoa; Chordata; Chondrichthyes; Chimaeriformes; Callorhinchidae
Gene: atp6v1fnb
Product: ATP6V1F neighbor
Exons: 4
Coding region: 1-489 (162 amino acids)
Source: RefSeq, a predicted model, not a curated record